This is a messenger RNA of Helicoverpa zea (corn earworm), 7283 nucleotides long. RefSeq names its product E3 ubiquitin-protein ligase CBL (gene Cbl). Gene Ontology annotation, cellular component: membrane raft; plasma membrane. Lineage: Eukaryota; Metazoa; Arthropoda; Insecta; Lepidoptera; Noctuidae. Gene Ontology annotation, biological process: negative regulation of epidermal growth factor-activated receptor activity; cell surface receptor signaling pathway. Gene Ontology annotation, molecular function: ubiquitin protein ligase activity; receptor tyrosine kinase binding; phosphotyrosine residue binding. The transcript is spliced from 13 exons. The record is from RefSeq and is a predicted model, not a curated record. Bases 227 to 3073 code for a protein of 948 amino acids.
ACUCGGUUCAUUCAUUCAUGUAUUUGUCAAAUUGUCAUACGCGUCGCCGAUGUGUCAGUGGUCGAUCGUUGUAUAGUGUGUUAUUUGUGUCGUAAAUGUGGUUCGAUUAUGUGAUAAUGAGAAGACACGCGCUUUACAACAUUAUUAUUAAGUGAUGCAUGUGUUUUGAGUUUAGCAUCGUGUUAAAAAACGUUGUUUUCAUUUGUAUGUCAUUGGACUCUUCAAUAUGGCGGCCCCUCGUCACAAAUCACAACAGAAAAAUAUAUCUUCGUUAAUUUCGAAGUUACACGGGGCGUUCUCGGAUGCAGUAUGCCCUACUAAACUUGCGACCGAUAAAAGGACAUUGGAUAAGACUUGGAAGUUGAUGGAUAAAGUGGUGAAACUGUGUCAGCAUCAUAAGAUGAAUUUGAAAAACAGUCCGCCGUUUAUCCUGGACAUUCUGCCGGAUACGUACCAACGUUUGCGUGUGAUAUACUCGAAGUACGAGGACAACAUGCAGGCGUUGAAUAGCAACGAACAUUUUAAUAUAUUUAUAAUUAAUUUGAUAAGGAAAUGUAAGCAGGCUAUAAAGUUGUUUAAAGAGGGAAAGGAGAAGAUGUUUGACGAGAACUCUCACUACAGACGUAACUUGACGAAGCUGAGUUUGGUGUUCAGCCACAUGCUGAGCGAGCUGAAGGCGAUGUUCCCUAACGGGACGUUCGCCGGCGAUCAGUUCCGCAUCACCAAGAGCGACGCCGCCGACUUCUGGAGAACAAACUUUGGAAACAGUACACUGGUGCCAUGGAAGAUAUUCCGCGAAGAGUUGAACAACGUGCAUCCCAUAUCAUCAGGGCUCGAGACGAUGGCGCUCAAGACCACCAUAGACCUCACGUGUAACGACUUCAUAUCCAAUUUCGAGUUUGAUGUUUUUACGAGGUUAUUCCAACCGUGGAGUACACUGCUCCGCAACUGGCAACUCCUGGCGGUGACGCACCCAGGCUACGUGGCGUUCCUCACGUACGACGAGGUCAAGGCGAGGCUCCAGAAGUAUAUACAUAAAGCUGGCAGUUAUGUGUUUAGGUUAUCGUGUACUCGGCUAGGCCAAUGGGCGAUAGGCUACGUGACGGUCGACGGUGAAAUCUUGCAGACGAUACCGCAGAACAAAAGCCUAGUGCAAGCGCUGUUAGACGGCUACAGAGAGGGAUUCCGGUACCACGCUUUCAGCUACCUGUACCCUGACGGUCGCGAUGUGAACCCGGACCUCAGCAGUGCCAUCAUAUCGCCGGCCGAAGAUCAUAUCACGGUCACUCAGGAGCAGUAUGAGUUGUAUUGUGAAAUGGGUAGCACGUUUCAAUUAUGUAAGAUUUGCGCGGAAAACGACAAGGACAUCAGGAUAGAGCCCUGCGGACAUCUACUAUGUACGCCGUGUCUUACAGCCUGGCAAAUUGACUCGGAGGGUCAGGGCUGCCCCUUCUGCCGCGCGGAGAUCAAGGGCACCGAGCAGGUCGUCGUCGACGCCUUCGUGCCGCCCAGGCCGCCUAAUACUACACAAGAUAAGAACACAAAGACUGCAGUUAAACAGGUGUCAUCAAAUUCGUCCGGUUCAUCCGGAUCAUCCGGGUGUAACGGAUCCAGUGUAGAAACAUCGAUAUCCGGCAACUCGAACGGCUGGGCGUCUAGGAACGCCACAUUCAACGGACUUACCGACGAUAUUGACGAUGCAGAGGACUGGGCGGAAUUCAACGCGGCAACAUCGACAAUAGACGCGUUACGGCCCUCAGUCCGCUCGCCCCUCGCGUCCCCGCGCCAGUCCCCGCGCAGCUCGCGGCGCGGGGCCACGCGGCCGGAGAACGCGUACGGCGAGCUGCGCGCGCCGCCGCUGCCGCCGCGCAAGAGCCUGUCGCCCGCCGAGCCCGCCAUCCUCGCCGCCCUCAGCGUGCAGGAUAUAGCUGCUGCUAGUAGUGCGCACGUCCCGGAGCCCAGAAGACGUUCGUCUCUCGAACCGGAGCCGGACUCGCGGCAUCGGCUGACUUCCAUCAUCACUGGCUCCACGGAAACUAUCACCGGCGUCAUUGACACCAGACACGAGGUGCCACCCGACCCCAGAGCCUUCGAGAAGCCCCGUCGCGCGUGCACCCCACAGUCUAACAGCCGCCCCCUCCCCGCACCCCCGCCCGAACGUCCUUCCGACACACCCACCCCCACCGAACCCAAACCCGAAAUCCGAUACAACUCGGACCGACCAGAACCCCUGCCGAACAGACAAGAAAACCAGACCAGACAACUCCCAAACCCACCUGAAAACAGACAGCCACCUAAUCCCCCCGAGAACAGACAACCCCCAGAAACCAGACAGCCACUCAACCCACCAGAUAAUAGACACCAUGUGCCAGAAAAUAGGCCAAACACACACAUGCAAGAAAGACAAGAGAGGCACCUGCAAGACAAUAGGCAAGAGAGGCCCGAACGUUGCGAGAGUCGGCAAGAACGCCACAUCCCCACCCCAGACUUAAGACAAGAGAAUAGACACGAAAUACGCGUCAUAGACAAUCGUCAAGACCGACACGUGCCAGAGAAUAGAGAAAAGUUAGAAAGACAUCUUCCUUUGUCGGACAGUCGGCACACGGAUUUCCGUCUACCCCCCGAAAGACCACCGGAAAAACCGGAUAGGAUAAUAGAAUCUAGGUGUAGUUUUGACCGGGAGACUAGGCUAGAAAAUAGGGCUCCGCCUAGGCAAAGGUCUUUGCCGGCGACCACUAGUGGGAGUGUAGACCAGCCCACUAAGUCUACGACUAUGCCUAAAUUCCCUUCUGAGGACAUAAAAGACCCACCGUACGAAAAUGUGGCUGUGGAGAAGAACGAGUUGGCUGUUGCAGCAAAGAAAAUCAACCCCCUAACUCACGACAAACACGGUAGGAAAUACGGCGACAACGUAUCGUACGAAAACAUUAAUUUAGACUACAUUGCGCGUUUAGUAGGGGAAGGUUAUCCCAAAGACAUAGUUGUACGCGCAUUGGGCAUCACCAGGAACGAUUUAGAAAUGGCCUGCGAUAUAUUGCACGAGUUUGGAUCUAAAGUACCUAAUAAGUGUUAAUGGUAGGUAGUUUGUUCUUUGAAUUGUGCGUUAUGAUGGUGUUAAUGGUCGUUUUGGAGAUUGACCGGUCAAUGUGCAAAAUUAUUCAUUUUAUUUUAGAUCGAUGACUUGAUAAGACAAACAUCACAUUUUAACCGACUUCCCAAAAAGGAGGAGGUUCUCAAUUAGUCAGGAUUAAAAAAAAACUGUUUGCAAAGACGGCCACUUACAUCAUCAAAUCGUUACUAACAGGUUUAGAAUUCGUACCUUAUGAACUAAAUAUAAGUCUGAUUUUAACUUGUACAUAUUUCAGUGUCAUCGUUUGAUAAAAGUCUUCAUAGUAAACUGACCUUUAUUGCUUAUGAAAUAACCACUAUUUCACUUUGAACAAUAGCAGCGAAUAUUCCUAUAGUCAGUAAUUUGCUACGGGUUUUAUUUGAGCACAAAGAUAUACGCAAAUUAAUAUAUCAUUUAUUUUAUCUGUAUGCUAGCUGGCUCUAUUAAAAUGGCUGACAUUAAGUGCAUCUGUCAAGCACCAAUGACAUUUGUGUUACAGCUAAUAUGCGAAAUGACUGGCAAUACCUAAAUUACAAACUUUUGAUAAUGAGUUUUUCACUUUUAAAUCAUACCUAGUAAUAUGUACUAGUAAGUAUAUCGCAAGAUAAAGUAAUUUUAAAAGUUUUUUAUACAUCGUAUACAAGACCGGACUUAAAAUUAUUUCACAGCUUCUGCAAAUAUCAACUGUCUAGCGAUUUUAAACAAGCUAAGACCUACGACAGAAGUUCAGUCGAAGUCUAUUCUAUGAAUUCAAAUUCAAAAGAAAUAUUCAACUUCGAAUCCACCACUUUUUCACAAUCACCUCCUAUCCGCUUUGGUGGAGUAUUUGCCUUAGUUGUAACAUAGAUGGCAUGCGGUCAAACACUAAAAUCAACCUUAAACACAGAAAUAAAGCACAAAUUCCAAGCACAAGCCAUGACGAAUCUUCCGAAAUCCUGAAUUUAUACUGUAUUGUUCUUAGGUGCGUAUGAACAUAGGAUGGUAGUACAAAAUUGACCUUACGCUCGUAUACAGAAAAUAACAGUAGAAUUUUUGUAUAGUAGAGGUGAGUUGUACCAUGUAUAAGAUUAAUCGAUCUAUAACCGGCCAUCAAAUUGGUAUCAGUUAAGGCCCAAGUUCAUCAACAACAUCGUCAGUUUUUUCACGUGAAAUUUUCAAAGUAAAGCACAUCUUUGGGAAAAUUGAUGUCAUAUUAUUGCUGAACCAUUUUCAGCAAUAAUAUGACAUGAAUUUCGACGAUUGACGCCCAAAUCGACGAUUUGACGGCUGGUUAUGGUUCGGUUAUCAAUAUAAUUAAACUGUGCAACGAACUCUAAAACUUCUUUUUUUAUCAAUGCAUUUAAUAUUAUGAAAACAAAUCUUAUACCGUUAGGUCAAUUUUGUGCAAACCACGUGAAAUAAUAUACUAUUACUCUAGAAUACGUUUACGAUCAUUAGUAUAGCUAAAAAUAUCACUAAAGUUGAAUUUGUUAUAAACAAGCGUCAUACUAUUAACUUUAAGUAAAAACUAAACUUCAGUAACGGUAAGUAAUUUUAAUAGGUAAUUAUUUGGCGCAGUAGUGUUGUAACAUCAUGUCUAAAAAUCGACGCAAAGUCAGCAUUGUCCGGUCAAAGUAGACAAUGCCUUUCACUCCCUGGCAAUUACGAAGAAUGGCUAAAUAAUGUUUAGCUGCUAAUUGAGGGGAAAUAUUGAUUGCUUAGCUGUGAUUUUCAAGUCUGCAUUGUCAGGCAAAGUAAUUAAUAUAAACUUUUUGUGGCUCUCAUGCACAAAUGAAAAAUGUAUGCAAGAGUCAAAAUGUGGCAGAUUGGCGAACUGUCAAUAUAUGUAGAUGGUGUUCAUAAUUAUGACCUUAAUCGCCACAAAACAACAUCCUGUCGUGUAAAUCUAAAAUCGUGAUAGUAUUACAUAGAUCAAUAUAAUAAACUUAUAUUUAAGGCACAUUUCAUGUAUUUAUUUCGCAUCAUUUUAGUGACACUAAAACUUAUUCCAGUGUUUUCUUUUAUUUUAUCAGUAUUCAUUUUAACUCAAUAUAUUUUUCAUUGAUUUAUUAAAUAAAGCUUUGUAAAUAGUUACUUGUACGAAUAAAUAAUGCCUAUAUUUUCAUAUAAAAUCGCUGUCUCAUAAUGUUUACUUAAUAGUGGUUCAUAUAGAAUAUAUUUUUUCAUAUUUAUGUCAUAUUCCUGUAUGAGAUAAUACAAAUUUUGACACUUCGACUUAUGACACUUGCAAUAUUUAAUGUCUAGUUUAACACUUAAAAUUGUUGAUGUAAAUAAUAAUUAAUAUUUAUAUUUUUUUGGAUAUAAAAAUAAACUCGUACGUGUUGCAUUGAUCUUCCUUUUUGGUAUAAUAUUAGGAAAAAAAAGAUGUAGUUAGUUUGAUAAGUUUUUACUAAAAACAAAUUCUUUUUGAAAUUCGAAGAGCUUACGACGGCACCAACGUUUCCUGAUAUUGUUCUUCGUAUUUUUCUAUACAAAAAAAAAUAUUUUGUAAAAGUGCAAUUUUCAUAAUUGUUCGUCUUUUCUUUUUUAUAUUGCUUAUACAACUUGUAAGAAAACUGCUUCAGAUCUUAUUAGUUUUACUUUUUCAAAUAUUACUUUUUGGUUUAUUCCCAGUUGAAUUACGAAACAAUUUUGACGCAGUUUUCUCAAGACAAUUAAUGUGCUUAGUGAAUGAAUUGACUGAAUUUUUAGGUUAUAAUCUAUCUAGUCUUAAUAUUUCACUUUUUUGCUAAUUUCAUCUGUUCGUUUAUAAUAGUUAAUUAAAUGAGGAUGCUAAUAAAUUGUAAUUAAUGCCAAUAAUUCUUAAUAUUACAUCUUUGAUGAAUAGUUCGUAGUUUCCACUGACGUUUUAGGUACCUACCUAUUAAUUAUGAGUGAAUACAUAUCCACCACACUACUAGUCAAGUUUCACUUUUUUUAAUAAAAAUGUUUUGCAUAGGUACUUUGCUUAUACAUUUUUAUUUAAAAAGAUGUAAUGUUAGUAUUUUGUGAUUAACAGGUUGAGUGUACAUUUGAGGAUUUCAAGUAUAAAAUAAAACUUUUAUACUAAUGUCAUUGUUAUGCACACUACACAAGUCCAUGAUUAAAGCAGGGAUAUCUAUUAAAUAAUAAGCAAAAUUUAUGUUUGAACAUAAAUCACUACAAACUUUAUCUACCACAGAGCUUACCUCAUUGUGAAAUCCUGAAAUGUACACCUACCCUUAUUGUAAUUCCCUUAUAACUUAAAUUUUCGAAUACGCGAGCUGUAAUAAUCAUAAUUUCCUUUAAAAGCGCGUAUUGCUUCUUAUUAAAUUAGUUUUACGACAAAAUAUUAGUAAUUAUUUAUAUUUAGUCAAAUAAUUGUUUAUAUUUAUAAUCUCACGAGCAUCACAAAAUAUUAUUGUUUCAAUUUAAUUAAUUUAACGAAAUAUUAUUUUUUUUCAACAUAACCAGUGAAUAAAUGAUUUCAAUCAAAAUACCGUAAUGGCCUAAACAUUUUACAUAACAUUGACUGGUCAUUAUCCGAAAUGACCACUUUAAAAAUGUUAGCUAAAAUUGGUAUUUGAUUGUUACCAUUCAAGAGUACAGUUAUUUAUUAUGUUUUUUUUUUCCAAAGAGAGAGAUUCAAAAACAAGUAGAUAUUCAUAUCAUGGGACAAUAUUUUGCGGUUGCCAUAUACCUUGAUGUACAAUGCACUUUUACCAGUGUUAGUUGUUACUGGCUAAUGUUAUUAAUAUUAUGAGGGUCCUGGAGAAACUGUGUAAUGGCAUUGUUAGAUAAUGACUAGAAGGAAUUUUGCGAUGAGUCUUAGAAAAUCAUUUUUUUUUUUAUUCGGAUAUUUCAAUGUAUUGACAUUUUUGGUGAGAAUAUGUAAUCUUAUAAUUUUGACACAUCUGAUUCUUUAAUGUUUUUUUUGUAUGAAAAUUAUUACCUAAUCGUAUUGUUAUUAUUUUGUUUAUUUGCGUUAUAAAUUGAUGUUUCUUUUGGUGGAUUGUAUGAAUUAAAUAGGUUUGUAAAAAUAUUAUUGCGAUGAUAAUAUCAGUUGUCUUAUACAUUGAUGAGAAGGUAAAAUAUUAUUUUUGAAAAUAAAGCGCCAUCUAACGGAUGAAUUGUCAACGGAAUGUUUUGGGGAGGCUACGUUUUGUUUUACGCUUUAGUAAAAAUACGUUGCUAAAUAUAUUUAAGUAAAAUUAUA